AUGAGUUGGGGAGAUACCUUUGGCUUGGGACUUGGUGUGAAGUCGGAUAAACAUCUGAUCGUUUGGACACCAAAAGAGAGCUCAGAGGGCGAUAUUCUACCCGGUUUUGACUCAGAAGAUGGCGAGCUUACAGUGAAGAUGCGGCCGCGUCCAGGGGCAUGGGUUUCCUGGAUUGACGAGGCGAAGGUCACAGCCGAGACACAGGACGACUAUGACCGGGUCCACAGAAGCAUACAAGAAUUGGAGCGGAAUGCACGCCAAAUCACAGAUUUCGCCGAGGGUGUUGUCGCUGACAUCACUAUUCAAAACUUGGGAAAAUCCCUAACACUUUCCGAACUCGCUCAGGAUGUUUUGAAAGCGCGCUUGACAAUACCCAGUACGAUCAAAACUGGUGGGUAUGUGCUCGCACAGAUUGAUGACACUGAUACUCAGGUGAUGCCUCCGACUACUGUUAUCAUUCCAGAGCAAACCCACAUUCAUCGUGUUCAUCUCAAUGAAGAUGCGCUUUUUGACCAAAUACUCGCGCGGGACUACAAUCUGCUUCUUGUGGUCAUCAGAACCCAUAUUAAGCAGUACCCUGACCUGAUCGAUUUGGGGUACGGUUUAACACUUCAUACUCGGCUGUCUAAUGUGUUUGAUGAUCAAGCUGCAGAGGCAUCGGAGGCGAUUGAAGAAGGGUUUGAUCCCAUUCAAGUGAUUGCCACAGCGGCGGUUUACGAUCCUCUUGAACCGGAAACACUUCAGUUAGUGCCUAUCGCAUUCAACGCACCCGCUGAGGAAAUUGAGACCGCAAUUGGCGAAAGCUCGAAGAAAAUCGAAACGUACACGGUGAAAGCCAAUCAGAACGCCUAUCAACUCAUGGCGCAAUUCCAACAGGGUGUGGAAACCCGUUUGAGAGCCCUUGUCCUUGGACCUGGGCAACGCGUCCAUAAUAAGGUAUGGGACGAUCUGGUGAUCCGUGAAUUACGGAAUACUGUGCUUGUUUUCGUCGAAUUCUAUGAGGAAUAUCUCACCGAACAUUUUGAGGCAUCAGUCGCGGCGGCGAAAACCGAAAUUCUCAAAGAGAAUAUUGACCCCAUGAUAGAAUUUUGGCAGCUACAGGAUAAUCAACAGUUAACCCUGAAUCACCUCAUUCAAUCCUCCUACAAACUGGCGAAUCAGGUGCUGGAUCGAGCUGCCGGGUUGUUUCAUGAUCUGGUGUUUGAACAGGACUUUAUUGAAACCGAGCUUGUCAAGCCGGUGGAGCUCUCAAUUUUUGAGAAUAACGAACUCUUAAACGAAAUUUACUUGCCGCAAUGGACGCGUGGAACGGUGCGAGAGAAAAUGACAGGUAUUACUCUUCGCUCGACUUUACACGCGACUCAAGUCGAACGUUUGACGACCAUUUGGUUGGAAUUGCUGGAACUCGUGAACUUCGCAAGUCAACACAAGCAGGAUUUUGAAGCCGUUAUUCAACCGUUAGUCAAUCUCCUAUUAGCCGCUGAAGCAGGGAAACCAACACAGCGCCGGAGUCAGCAGGCACAGCAUCGAGGGGGUGCCACCAAUUUUGAGGGUUUUGAGAUUCCUGAUGACAUUUUCCUGCAGCUACUUGACCAUGUAAAACUGCAUUUACCAACUAUGAAGGCAAUGGUUGCUGAACACGCCUUCAACAGUGGACGAGCAACAACAUUACGCAACUUUGUGGGCGUUGGUGCUUGA
Molecule: messenger RNA, 1698 nt
Organism: Geodia barretti
Lineage: Eukaryota; Metazoa; Porifera; Demospongiae; Tetractinellida; Geodiidae
Source: the annotation of a GenBank genome assembly